AUGUAUAACAUUUACACGGCACGAAGUCAUAAGGGAUACGACCAACAUUGCGUAACCCAACACCAAACAUCAACAAAUCACUCAAACCAAACUGCUUUUGAUCCUGUUCGUUAUCUUGCUGCUCUUCAUGCUCUUGUUGCUGAUGGUCCUAAUAGUGGUGCUGCUCGUGCUGCUGCUAAUUAUACUGAUCGUCCUUAUCUUAAUCAUUACCGUACUCUUGAUGAUCUUAGUUAUGCUCGCCUUGAUGAUAAUUAUCUUCGUGCUGUUCGUAAUUACGUUUAUCGUAAUAGUAAUCGUCGUAAUUAUCGUAAUCAUGUUGUUUAUUGUAAUGACGUUGAUUUUGAUGUUGAUGAUGUUGAUCUUGAUGUGUAUGCUCCUUAUGAUCGUGAUGAGAUUGAUCGUGCUGCUCGUCUUUGUUUUGAUCAUCGUUAUGAUCCUGAUGGUUAUGAUGUUGCUCGUAAUUAUCUUGCUCCUUUUAAUCGUUUUGGUGAUGAUGACGAAUGGAAUUAG
Molecule: messenger RNA, 510 nt
Organism: Adineta steineri
Lineage: Eukaryota; Metazoa; Rotifera; Eurotatoria; Adinetida; Adinetidae
Source: the annotation of a GenBank genome assembly